This is a messenger RNA of Dunckerocampus dactyliophorus (ringed pipefish), 939 nucleotides long. RefSeq names its product HD domain containing 3 (gene hddc3). Gene Ontology annotation, molecular function: guanosine-3',5'-bis(diphosphate) 3'-diphosphatase activity. The coding region runs from base 360 to 899 and encodes 179 amino acids. The record is from RefSeq and is a predicted model, not a curated record. Lineage: Eukaryota; Metazoa; Chordata; Actinopteri; Syngnathiformes; Syngnathidae. The transcript has 4 exons.
GCAUUGUUCUUCUGUCCGGUUUUUAGCGCCACCUACCGUACUACUAAGGUGUUUCAUUCCUCCCCCACACACACAACCCAGACAGUAAAAUGUGCCUUCCUGCCUGCAGUCUACCAAGUUUAUUGCUAUCAUAUUUUUGCUGUUGAAUUAAAUAGAAAAGAUAGAAGAGAACCGAAAAUAUCAAUCCCAUCACGAUAGCAUCGGUUCGAUACUGAUGCUAAUAAUGACAUCGAUGCUAUCGACAUUUGGCUCGAUACGCUCACCCCUAGUUGAGUGAUUCCCGCAGACACCACAACAAGCGGACCGUUCACCUUCAAAAAGUCGUUUUUUGUUUGUUCUCACGACGUUAAUUUGGCGCCAUGAGUUCGGGCGCGGUGUUGUUGAUAGAGACUGUUGAUUUCGCCGCUAGAAAACAUCGAAAGCAGCGUCGUAAAGACGAAGAGGGGACGCCGUACAUCAACCACCCAAUUGGAGUUGCAAGGAUUCUCAGCCAUGAAGGUGGUGUCACAGACAUUGAGACUUUACAAGCUGCUCUGCUUCACGACACUUUGGAGGACACCGACACAACACCCGAAGAGCUGGAAACAAAGUUUGGACUGAUUGUUGCUCGCAUCGUGCAGGAGGUGACAGACGACAAGAGUUUGCCUAAACAGGAGAGGAAGCGUUUGCAGGUGGCACGUGCUCCUCACUGCAGCCACCAGGCCAAACUGGUCAAACUGGCUGACAAACUGUACAACCUCAGGGAUCUGAACUGCAGCACGCCUGUCGGUUGGACAGCUGAGCGAGUGCAGCAGUAUUUUGUGUGGGCUUCUGAGGUGGUGAAAGGCUUGAAAGGCACCAACUCAGCUCUGGAGGAAAAGCUGGAUGAGUUGUUCAAGCAGAGAGGAGUGCAGCUCUGAAGAAUCACAUUUUCCAUCAUUUGUAAAUGUUCGAAUUAAA